AUGGCGGAUAGAAUAGGUAAAAUUAAAAAUAAAAAAGUAAGAACUUCGAAAUUUCGUAUACACGGUAUUAAUUUUGUUUUUAAUAUUUUAGGUCUUGAGUUGUCAUUCUUUAGCGGUAUUUAUAGACCUUCAGUUGGAUUUACUGAAAAAAUUCACGAAACGCCCAAAGAAUAUGUGGGUAUAAUCGGGAUUUGCAUAGGUAUAGGUGGAAUGACAGCAGGCACAGUUUUUGGUAUUUUGGGUUCGAAAACUGCACGUUUUGGUCGAAAUCCAAUCGUCAUUACCGCUUACGUUAUACAUUUAGUGGCGUUUUUUUUAAUCUACUUAAAUUUGCCCGACAAUGCGCCAUUUAAGGAAACGGAGGAUGUAUCGUAUAUAGAUCCCCCAAAGAUCUGGCUGGCUUUGUUAUGCGCUCUCAUGUUGGGCUUAGGUGAUGUUUCCUUUAAUACACAAAUUUAUUCCAUGUUGGCCGGUGUUUUUGUUAAACAAUCUGCAGCGGCUUUUGCUAUUUUUAAAUUUACCCAGUCCGUUGCGGCAGCAAUCGCUUUCUUUUACGCAUAUCAUUUGGGCUUAGGUGUCCAAUUAGGAAUUUUGGUAAUGUUUGCAACUUUUGGUACUAUUACCUUUCGCUUCGUGGAACUAAAAUAUAAACAGUUUUUACAACAAAUGCAACAGCAAACGCAGCAACAAAUGCGACAACAAACGCAAAAAAUGCAACAAAAAAGCGAACAGUUAGAAUCAAAAAUUGAAGAGAAAAUAUUGGAAAAUCAACGCAUCCUGCGAACACAUAUAAAUGAAACGUAUCAGCAGUUCGAAGGCAAAGUUAACGUGCUGCAAGAAAAAGUUGAUAAUUUGAUAAGCCAGUUGAAUGCCGUGAAAAGUGAAAUAAAAUCCCAAAAAAAGAAGCGGCUAAGCGGCAAACUAAUGACGUAA
Molecule: messenger RNA, 933 nt
Organism: Glossina fuscipes
Lineage: Eukaryota; Metazoa; Arthropoda; Insecta; Diptera; Glossinidae
Product: UNC93-like protein MFSD11
Exons: 4
Coding region: 1-933 (310 amino acids)
Source: RefSeq, a predicted model, not a curated record